This is a messenger RNA of Rhodofomes roseus, 1513 nucleotides long. Its product is annotated as Smg-4/UPF3 family-domain-containing protein. Gene Ontology annotation, biological process: nuclear-transcribed mRNA catabolic process, nonsense-mediated decay; positive regulation of translation. Bases 86 to 1513 code for a protein of 475 amino acids. The record is from RefSeq and is a predicted model, not a curated record. NCBI's taxonomy places the organism in Eukaryota, Fungi, Basidiomycota, Agaricomycetes, Polyporales, Fomitopsidaceae. Gene Ontology annotation, molecular function: mRNA binding. Gene Ontology annotation, cellular component: nucleolus; cytoplasm. The transcript has 5 exons.
GUAGGCUGCAUUGACUCUGCCGCUGUGUCUAAGUUAUCUCACUAUAGCUUCACCUACACUGGUACAACUCCGAGAGCCGACCCACAUGUCUAAUGCCGUGGAAUCUGCAAAGCUAUCCUUGAGCCCGAACGCGAAGGGAAAGGCGAAAGAGAAGGACAAGCGGCAGAAAGGUGCGAACAAGCCUCAGACAGAGCGACUCAAGACCAUAGUGCGCCGCUUGCCUCCGAAUCUACCAGAGGACAUCUUCUGGCACAGUGUGCAGCAAUGGGUCACCGACGAGACAGCGCAGUGGAAGGCUUACUAUCAGGGGAAGUUCAGGAAGCGAUUGAACAAGGAGAACAUCUCUUCUCGUGCCUAUAUCGCGUUCAGAAACGAAGAGCAACUGGCGAUCUUCAGCAGGGACUACGACGGUCAUGUCUUCCGAGAUAAAGCAGGGAACGAGUCCAUCGCUGUUGUAGAGUUCGCUCCGUAUCAGAAGAUCCCGUCUGAGAAGAAGAAAGUAGACAACAGAGUGGGCACGAUUGAGAAAGACGAGGAUUUCCUAUCGUUCAUGAAGUCGUUGGAGGAAGGAGGUUCUAAGCCAGUCGAUGGAGAGACUCUCGAAACUCUGAACACGCUGAUACCUCGCGCAGUCGCAGCCUCGCAACCGCCCCCACAACCCACCACGACACCCCUCCUCGAAGCCCUAAAGGCAGAGAAGUCCGCGCAGAAGGACAAAGAAGCUAUCCUCCGCGCCCACGCGCACUACAAAGACCCCUCCGUCGUGGCCUCCGCGAAGAAGGACGACAAGAAGAAGGCCGCAGCGGGCGGCGGGGCGAAGCCCGCGCCCGCAGAACAGCCUCUCGGAAAGAAGGCCAAGAAGGCAGCCGCGAAAGCAGCUCAGCAACCCGCAGGCCCGUCGUCCGCCCCAGGGACGAAGGCGUCCGCGCCCACAAACGCGCCAGCGCAGGCGAAGCAAGCGCAAGUUCAACAGGCAGGCUCGCCGACGAAGACACCCAGGCCUCCACGGGAACGCCAGCCCAGGCCCUCUCCCGCCUCAUCCGCAGCCCCUACCCCUGCCACCCAGCCUGGCGCGGACGCAUCCGCAUCGACGUCCAGUGAUCCAGCAGCCCCGUCCUCCAGCCGACGACGCCCCGUCCUCGGGCUCGGUUCGCGCCAGUUCGAGGCGGCGCUCAGCGGCGCGGGCGUCAGCGGGCGACCUCCGCGGCGCGCACACGCCGCAGACAAGGACAAGGAUAAGGGCGCCGCAGACGCGCCGACCGCCCCUGGCGACGCCCCGAGCACUGGCAAGACGAAGGAGGAGAAACGCGGGCCUCGCGCGGCCCCCGCGCCGCCGACCAUCUUGCAGCGGGACGCGCCGAAGAUCUUGACGCGGGAUGGGGCGGCUGGAAGUGGUGGUGCGUCCGGUACGGAGGGCGCUGCUCCGGAGGAGGCACCUGGGGGAUCUGGGGGUAGAGGUGGGAGGCGCGGUAGGGGACGAGGCCGCGGCGGUCCUCGCGGAGGAGCUCCUUGA